Messenger RNA from Malaclemys terrapin pileata, 1800 nucleotides. RefSeq names its product sex hormone binding globulin (gene SHBG). Bases 355 to 1608 code for a protein of 417 amino acids. The record is from RefSeq and is a predicted model, not a curated record. NCBI's taxonomy places the organism in Eukaryota, Metazoa, Chordata, Testudines, Emydidae. Gene Ontology annotation, molecular function: steroid binding. The transcript is spliced from 8 exons.
GUGCCCAUGGGGGGCUCCCCGCUGCUGGAGCUGUCCCCCCACGGGCAUUAACUCCCUCCCCACUGCUUCCCCCAUCCCACAGCACCAGGUUCCACCCCUCGUGCCUCAGUUUCCCACUCCUCGAUCCAACCAACCAGGGCCUGAGCUGACGCCCGCCUCCGCACACCGGGGCGAACGCCCUGUCAUCUUUUCCCCCCGGCUGGGCAGCCCUGACCCUUGAGCCGGCUGCGACGCCAACCCGUUGGCAUCAGCGAGCAAGCCCCUGUUUACCCGCCCCGCAGAUUGGCCGGCGGGGCAGAGGGGCUCGGAACGGGUGGCCUUCGGCUCCAGUGCUGGGUCUCUUCUCCGGGCACCAUGGGCUUCCCAGCCAGGCUCCUGGUCCUGUUGUCCAUCGGGGCCCUGCUGUACCAGCCGAUAACCCGCGGGGACUCAGCCAAGGACAGUCCCUGCUUCCUGGUCCUCCCAGGUGAGGAGGGGGCCCUGAAUAUCGGCCGGCACUGGGGGGACGCCACCCCAGCAGCCACCAUCUUCAUCGACCUGCGCAAGGUGACCAGCGCCGCCUCGUCCUUCGAGUUCCGCACGCUGGACCCCGAGGGGGUGAUCUUUUUCGGGGACAUGGGGGACCACAGCGAUUGGUUCGUCCUGGGGCUGCGGCGAGGGAAGGCCGAGAUGCAGAUCAGCAGUGUCAUGACCAACAUCAGCGUGCGGGGCGGGCAGCGGCUGGACGACGGACAGUGGCACCGAAUGCUGGUGAUGAAUGAGGGGGACAGCGUGCGGCUAGACGUGGAUGGCGACGAGCUGCUGACCCUGGGCCAUGUCUCGUACCCCAUCAUAGAACGCCACGCACCCGAGAUGCGCCUCGCCGUGGGGGGGCUGCUUCUCCCAGCCUCCCACCUGCUGGCCCCGAUGAACACGGCCAUGGACGGCUGCCUGCGGCACUGGAUCUGGCUGAACCAGAGCACAACCUGGCGGGAAGGCGCCGCCCUGCAGGCGAAGGCCAAACCCUGCUUCAGCGCCCUGCGGCCCGGCAGCUUCUUCCCCGGGGCCGGGCUGGCCAGCUUCCGCCCGGCAGACCUGGCUGGCAGUGCUGCGCCCCCCAACGGAAGCUGGGGGCUGCAGGUGGAGCUGGGGCUCCGGGCCCCCCGGCAGACGGGGCUGGUGCUGGCUGUGGGGGCCCCAGACGGGAGUCUGGCACUGACCCUGGCCCUGCAGCCCACGGCCCUGGUGGCGCGUCUGGGUAAUCGGACCGAGCUGCAGCUGCCCCUGCCGGAGGGGCCCUGCCUGGACGCCCCCCUGCGCCUGCGGGUCUCCCCCACCCAGCUGGCCCUGCAGCUGGGCAACCACGGGGACACCCUGCCUGGCCAGCCCCCUGACUUCCAGUGGCUGCAGGAGGCCUGGCUGGGCCAGGAUGGGCGUCUCUUCAUUGGCGGGCUGCCAGAAGGGGGCGAGACCCCCAGGCCCCAGGAGUGGGGGGCCUUCCGGGGCUGCCUGCGGGGGAUCCAGGUGCAAGGCCACCAGCUGGACCUGGACUCGGCCCUGUUCAGGAGCGACACCAUCUGGGCCCACAGCUGCCCCGGCGGCCACGAGGGGGCGGGAGGGGGGAGCUGAGCUGGGGGCAACGGUGCUGCUUAAAGGGUCUGCCGGGCGACGCCCCCUCCCUCGUUACCUGGCCACCACCACCGGUGGUGGGACGGUGUAUGUGGCCGGGGGUGUAGGAGUGGUGGUGACCUGUGCUGGUGUGGGGCUGUGACUGGGGGGGAGGGGCUGUGGCUGGGAGCGAGUGUGCGGCUGUGCUGGUGU